Molecule: messenger RNA, 6053 nt
Organism: Effrenium voratum
Lineage: Eukaryota; Dinophyceae; Suessiales; Symbiodiniaceae
Source: the annotation of a GenBank genome assembly
GGGGGCGCGGGGUGCCCCCUCCCCCGCGUCCGAGCGUCCGCGGGUGUGAGUUCGCACGACAGCAGAGGAGGUUUCCAUGUAGCUUGGAGUGUGGCGGAAGGUGCAGGUCAGGAUGCCUGGCUUCGUGUCGGCGGGUGAGGACUUUGACGGUGUUGAGGUCCGAGACACCGUGGACGGCCGCGGGAAGUGCCUGGUGACUCUUCGGCCUGUGGUGCCAGGGGCCGAGAUCAUCGCGGAGGAGCCCUUGUUUGUGAGACCUGCCGGCUGGUCUUUGAAGAGGGUGGCGAUGAAGCUGCGCCGACUACCGGCCGGACUCCGCCUGAGUAUGCUGGAGCUCGCGCAGGCGUCCGGCGAGGCUUCGGAUGACGGUGGAGGCGCCCUUCUGAGAGUGCUGCGGGCCAAUGGCGUGCAAUCGCUGGGCGGAGACACUUCUGUGUGCCGCCUGAUCUCCAGAGCGAACCACUCCUGCCAGCCGAAUGCCACUCUCUGCCCAGAGGCAUCCGGGAUCCGGCUCAUCGCUCUGAAGCAGCUCCAGCCAGGCGAGGUGCUGGUCUCGUACCUCUCCAGCGAGGACUUGCUGCGGCCCAUCUCGGUGCGGCAGCGGGAGCUGGAGCGUGGGCCCUGGGGCUUUCGCUGCGCCUGCGCCCGCUGCGCCGGCGCGGACCUGGUGCGGGGCAUGCGCUGCAGCUGUGGCGGGUGCUUCUUCCCUGCGGACGGGACGUGGACCCGGUGCAGCCGCUGCGACGCGGCACCGGAGCCCGAGGCUUUGGAGCAGGCUGAACGAUUCUGGCAUGCGGAACUGUCGCAGCUGGACAGAGCCGUGGGGAGCUACGACGCCAUUGCUGCGCGACUCCAUGCAGCCUUCCACAGCCCAGGCCCUGAUCCCCGACCAUGCCGCGGCAAGCACUGGGUGGCCGCUUGGGCCGCGCGCGCCCGCGCGCAGGCAGCCAGUGAGCCGUUGAAGGCCGCAGCCGCAGCGCGGCAGUUGGCGGCCUUCGUGCAACACGCCCGAGACGGCCUCAGCCCGGCGCACGCGGAGGCGCUGGCGCUGCGCGCCGGCGCUGUGGCCACUGCUGCCGCCGCAGCAGGAGACUCGGGGCGCGGCCGAAGAGGGCGGCAGCUGGCAAGGGCCCUGGCCCAGCGGGCGCUGGCGGAAGCGGCGCCGCUGUUGGGCGCCGGCCACGACGUGGUGAGGCGCUUGAAGGAGAUCCUGGAGGCCAGGUCGAAGGCCUCCUUUGCUAUGGUCCUCCUCUUCCUGGAGGUGGGCUUGAUAAAGAUGGCCUUCUACGUGGUGGGGAGCGCUGUGCCCUUUCUGGACUUGAUGGCGAAUUGCAGCUACAAGUACGUCCCAGUGACAAUGAUGGUAAUUGCAAGGAUACUUACAUUUCAGAACCCGAUCUACUGGCUCUUCUUCGCAUACUUUGCCGCCUGCGCGGCAUGGGCUGUGCGCCGCUUUCUGCUGCAUUUUGAGCCUGGGACGAAUGGGCAGUACAGUGUUGCACCCAGUGCCAUGCACGGGCAUGUGAUCACUGGGCUGGCGAUAGCGCAGUUGGCGCUGUGCUGGCUUCUUACGCCUUCAGCCACAGCUGCAGCUGCUGCGCCCCGGUUUCAUCCCCAGUUUGACUCAGUGUCCGUCAACAGAGGCUGCCCGCACCGGGCUCCUUGCAAUGUGAUGUCGUCGCCUGUCAGAAAUGCUGCGCCUGCAGAGAACUUGAUACGGGAGCUGCAGCAGGGUCGGAAGAUGCAGAUGGUGGAAGCGCUGCAGGUGAAGUUGCUGGAGGACCAGCGCCGGUCACUGCGGCACUUCGAGAGCGUCCAGGAGGGCCUGGGCAUCAUGCGCGCAGGGGCCCUCCAGAGUCGUCCCGCCACAUCCCCGGCAUCGCCGGUGUCGGACAGGUCGCCGAUGCAGCGCAUGUCCUUUAGCUUCUCGCUGAGACAGGAGGUGGAGGCCGCACGCGCUGCCUGCGGUUUGACCGAGCCCUUGCUGGAGGGCAAUGCCGAAGGAAGCGAAGGAGGCGACCAUAGCGACUAUGGCGGCCAUGGUAUGGUUAUCAGCAUCGCUGAGCCAACGCCGCCUCCGCAAGCGCCCCCUUGCGACGAGAUUGACACCGGGCCGACUUCGCCGCCCCGGGAGCCUCAAUCUCGCAGCCCGCGACGGGACAGCGGAGAACCCGGAGGUACCGGCCUCAACCUGAAGGGCUUCAAGAAGAUGAAGACUGCAGGCACGGUGAAGUUCCGCAAUCAAGAGGUUGACGAAGCUGAAUCACCCUCAAGAUAUUCGGAUGCCACCAACAAUGCUGAUGAAGAUGAAGAUGAGUUUUUCUAUCACCACAUCCGCCGCCUCUUCGCAGAGUCGAACGGCGCCAAAGAUGCUCUUCAGCAGGUCCCGGUAUAUCGCCAAAAAGGCGAGGUGUCACUUCUGUCGCAGCAGAGCGACACCAUCACUUUUAGCUUUUGCCAGCGGGGUGAAAGCCUAGCAACUGCUGAUGCGGAGGGUGUAUCCAUUUUGAACAAGGAGGGAUGUGUAUGGUCCUGUCCGAUUUCUUUGACCGCAAUGGCGUAUUCAGAGGGUGGCGUGUACUUGGCCGCUGCAGACCAGCAAGGGCUCAUCCACUUGUGGAACCUGAAGGCGGCUACCAGCACAACAUUCAAUGCUGGGUGCCAGGUCCUUGCACUGGCCUGGCACGAGCAUCGCCUCGCUGCGGCCACGACUUCGAAGGUGCGGCUGUUUGCCGUGCCAGAGUUCCAGGAGCUGACCGCCUUGCCGGGCGUAGCUCACAGCCUAUGCUUCUCCCCGGACGGAACCUUCCUGGCCGCCGGAGGCCCUGUGGAGGAUGCAACCAGAGACGACGGCAAGGGCACAGGGCUGGUGAUAUGGGACACGUCUGUGUAUGGCAGGUUGGGCUGUGUGGUGUUCUCAGACACGGUUCAGGUGACAGCGUUUCGGGGUGAUGGUCUCAAGCUGGCAGUGGCCCAUGGCGAGCUGAUCUCUAUCCUGAAGACUGACGGCUUUCCGCACGAAGGUGACUUGUGCUGCAGCGGCCGUGUGCACGCGCUUGCUUGGAGCCCCAACCUGCGAUGCCUCGCCUCGGGCGGUGAAGAUCGCACGGUUUGCGUCUGGGACAUGGUCAUGAAGGAUGCCCUCUUCACACUGGCAGCACAGGAUCAGAUUGUGCAACUGGCAUGGAGCGCCAGAGGCCUGGCGUUCGGCCACCAGGGAGGCAUUGGCAUGGCCACUUUGGAGCUGGAGCCCGUGGAGCAAGCAGAACACGAGGAGGAGCCGGCGAUGCCUCAGUUCGUAUUCUCGGUGAAAGCAGCCUCUUCGGGCUCAGGAGCGCCUCAGGCGCCAAAGCAGGCAGACAACAGAGAGGGCUUCCAGCUGAACGUGACCCGCGAUCGAGUGGACGCGGACCCGGCGGCCCUGGAUUUGGGCUCCCGCGUCCCAGGCUUGCAGUUCGCCAGCACCGCGCCCCGGCUGGUGAAGGCGAACUUCUUGGCCUCCUGCUGCUUUAUGCCGCACGACCAGUCCCUGGUGCUGGCCGGAGAGGAGCUCUGCGAAUGGCAGGUGGCGGGUGCGAAGCUGCGGGAGAUCCAUCUUCGCGACGCGGCCAAAGCGUUGGCCGUGUCCCCAUGCGGCGGGUACCUGGCGCUGGGCAGCGCGCUGGCCCUCACUGUGUAUCGGCUGGGGGCGCAGGGCGAGGAGGUCGUGGUGAGCCGCAAGGUCACUUCGAACAUUGUUUCGCUCGCCUUCUCCGCCAACCACAUGCUGGCAGUUGGAACCAUUGAGCACAAGGUCCUCGUUUUCCACAUCACGGACGACAAGGAGGCAGAUGUGCUGGAGCACGAGCAGGCCAACAGUCUGUGCUUUUCGCCCCGUGGGGACGUGCUGGCAGUGGUUGGAGGGGAUGACAUCAGCGGCACCGUCUCACUAUGGCAAGUUGACCGUGAAUCUUCUUUUCUCGGCUCUGUGGUUACCAGAAGCGCUGCGCGGAGCGCGUCCUUCUCCGCCACAGGGAAGAUCCUGGCUGUCGGAUGUGAUGAUGCCAGGGUGGUGUUGCUGCUGCCAGACCACGGCUUCAAGUGCUGGACAGAGCUGCGGUCCGCGGUUUGCUGCCGGUCGCUGGCCUGGUGCGGCGCCUUUUUGGCCGCUGCCGGGGAGCGGGAGGCGUCGGUGUUCAAUGUAUCCAGCAGCCAGAUCGUCCUUCAGCUCCCUCGGCAGCAGGAGAAGAUCUGCAGCAUCUCGCUGAACAGCAGCGGGUCCUUGAUGGCCUGCUGCCUCCCCAGCGGCGUUGCCCUCUACGAGCUGGAAGACUCAGAGGUCACCACGAGCCCGUCCAUUCAGGUGCCACAGGAUGCGGACCGGUACAAGUCGCGGGGAACCACGGCUUCUUUGAGUUUUGGACAGCUACCUCCUGAGCACAUGCACUCUAUCAAGCUCUCCUAUGCAAAUGCAGAGGAGGAGGACGACAUCCAGGCGCUGAAAGUCACCCGCCUCAAGUCCACCGGGUCCUGCUCCAACCUCUCGCUGAGCCACGAGCACGAGGAGGAGACUCCUUUCCGGGAGGGUACCCUGGUGGAGAGCAUUCCUUUGCCAAAGGUGGGCGGACAUCCUGAUGACCUGCCUGAUGACUGGCAGGUUGAUGGCAAGGGCUCCGGACCGCCGCAAGCGCCGCUGGCACCGCCCGAGCUGCGGAUGCUGAAGCCCCGCAUCUCGGUGACCGACGUGUCGCACGACGGAGGUUCCGGCUACGCCAGUCCCGCUGAGCACGAGGAGGACCCUGAAGCCGCAUCCCUGCGGAAGAGAGCCCUUUUGGCGCGGGAUCUAGGCCUUGAUCCCUGUACACAGUGCAAGAUCAGCAUAGCGGCCUGCCAAGAAGGUGUUCCGCUGAAGCUCAAGCAUGUGGAUGAGGUCUGUAGCUUGUACUUCAACCCAGCCGGCACUUGCUUGGUGGCUGGUGGCUAUGACCAAGCCCUGGUGCUGUGGGAUGUUGCCAGUCGUGCGCGCACAGCGGACUUCAAGCUCGAUGGCGAGAUCAUUUGUGUGGUUUUCUCCCCCUGCGGGGAGUUUGUCUUUUGCGGAGAUGGCGAGCGGGUGCUCAGGGUCUUCAAAGGCAGGACGCUGGAGCUCCUCAGUGAAAUGACCAUCCCGGAGCAGUUUCACAGCCUUGCGGCGGUCGACUCGCCCACAAACCUCUUGGCGGUCGGGUCCACGGGGGUGGUGCGCCUCUUCAGCGUCCCGGAUCUGCAGGAAGUGGUGAGCCUGGAGCACGGCGGCCAGGUGCAUAGCCUGAGCUACUGCCCCUCCCUCAAAAUGCUUGCAGCUGCCGGAGGAAUCGAUAUCACGGAGUCGGGCCUACUGGACUACAAAGCAAAGUCUGGUGGAAUGAAGGCCAUGGUCUGGAAAUCUACGGAGUUCUCAGGUGUGUGGGACGAGGUGAGCACGAUCAACUACAAGGACUUUGUUCAUGCCGCUGCCUUUGCUCCGUCUGGUCGAGCACUUGCAUUGGCCGGGGAGGACAGGAUGAUCUCCAUUUUGUCCGUCGGGAAGGGCUUCCAAAAGGCAGAAGAGCUGCUUUGUGGGGCUGGCAUCCGCUGCCUUGCUUGGGCUCCCAAUUCCCGGUUCCUGGCUUCUGCUGGGGAGGACAUGCGUGUAUCUGUGUGGGAUGUUCUUUUCAAGCGAGUGGUGCUGCACCUUCCAAAGGCUGACGAUUGGCUUUGCAGCAUUUCCUUCAGCGCAGACAGCAAGUGGCUGGCAAGCUGUGGCUACGGCCAAGAAACGGUGGACCUGUGGCCCAUUCAGGUUGAGGAGAGUGAACCCUGAGGGAAUGCCACAAACGUGGCCUUCCUUGCUCUUAGCCCUGGUGCGCUAUAGUUGUGGCAGGCAUUUGUCUCACCUGGUCCAAUUUUUAGCUGGCGCAAUUGCGCCUUUCGCAUUCUGGUAUUUUGGCAUUUUGGCACGGGUCAGCAAAGACGGGCUGUGUGGAGUCGGCAUGCAGUGCCUCCCUCCUUGCUCCCAUCCCUGCCAUAAGGUGGGUGUGGGGCAUGCCCGAGUC